Messenger RNA from Batrachochytrium dendrobatidis JAM81, 369 nucleotides. RefSeq lists its product as uncharacterized. The transcript has a single exon. NCBI's taxonomy places the organism in Eukaryota, Fungi, Chytridiomycota, Chytridiomycetes, Rhizophydiales. Gene Ontology annotation, cellular component: cytosol. The record is from RefSeq and is a predicted model, not a curated record. Bases 1 to 369 code for a protein of 122 amino acids.
AUGCGACCCCACUUUAGAAGCAAAGUGGUGUGUAUUCUUAAUUGUCUUCAUUGCUCAAGUCAAGUAUGCAAACGGGGAAUGAAAGCCAUACUUUUAGCCGACACAAAUAUCGAGUUGUUUUCUACGGAUGCUCCUCCAUUUGGUGUGCAGCUUGUGUACGAUGAUUACCUAACUAGAAACUGUCAGUGUCGGAUUCGCGAUGUUGCUUGUCUUGGUUGCGGUAAUGUGAUUGGAUACCAUGUUACUCAGCCAUGUGGUCCGUGUAUGGAUGCCUGCAAUAAUGGCCAUUUUUGGAUGUUUCAUGUGACUGAAGUCAAUUCACAUGAAAGACCUUCUGGUCAAGGUAAACUAUUGCUUUUGAAAUCUUGA